Molecule: messenger RNA, 3819 nt
Organism: Scophthalmus maximus (turbot)
Lineage: Eukaryota; Metazoa; Chordata; Actinopteri; Pleuronectiformes; Scophthalmidae
Gene: tnnt2e
Product: troponin T2e, cardiac
Exons: 17
Coding region: 2156-3349 (397 amino acids)
Biological process (GO): cardiac muscle contraction; sarcomere organization; regulation of muscle contraction
Cellular component (GO): troponin complex
Molecular function (GO): troponin C binding; tropomyosin binding; troponin I binding
Source: RefSeq, a predicted model, not a curated record
UAGGAAAAGCUUGAAAAAUAAUUGAAAUGCAAUGUAUAAAUGGACACUUUCUUUAACCUGAAAUUUAAAACAAAAAAACUGAAUAAAAAAUCUAUACAUUUUGGUCAUCUUUCACUACUUUCACAGUUCCUAUUAACAAUGGCGGUGUGAUGAUAUCAGCCAUUCACAUGCUGUACAGCCGCUGUAGCAUCACUCAGCUAACAUUUCAGCUGGCAAGCAAACACUUGCUGAGUUAGUUUCUUCUCAAGUGCAUUUGACAUUUUGAGGAAAAACUGACAUCUCGACAAAAUGUCAAAGACGACAGUAACAUCCGAAACAUGUUUCCACCGGGAGCCUCGAUGACCUGGAGCUCGUGAGGAGAUGUCUCUCAAGUAGCAUUAGCCUGUUAGCUUAGCCUGCCACUUUGCCGGGUACGUUUUGUUGAUUUUGAUAAAUCAACUAAUCGGAGGUGAAGUGUAAAGCUGAAGACUUUUUUCUUUUAAAUCAUCUCAAUAUCAUCCAUGAAGUUGCCCAGUAAUAUUGUCCGACUUUUCUCAUACGCUCGUAGCGGAAAGGAGCACGUGGAUACAGGAAGUGGACAGGAAGUGGACAGGAGGGGGGUGUAAUCAGACACACCUGUGACGGAUCGAGGGGAACAGAGGAGACGGACUGACAGAGGAGUAACGAGGGGACAAGUCUACAUUUGGACCAAUGACAGUGAAACAGAACUUGACACGGCUACAAUGGGAGUUCGUCUGGAGAUCGAGCUUCUUCAUCUGCAAGUGGUUCUGUGAACCUGCUGCAGCCGCUCCGGGUCCAAUGACCGCGGUGGAGGUGAUUGUGAAGCAAGAUGUCUGAAGAAGCAGUCGAGGAGAUGCAGGAGGAAGGUAAGUAAAGGCUUUGAGUGCCUUUACCGUGUUUGUGAAAGCAAAAUGUCACUUUCAAACCUCCACUGCUCGAUGUGGCUGACCUGAUUCUGUCUGCUCAGAGGUAGAAGCCCAGCAAGAGGAAGGUAAGAACCUCUGCUCGCCUUCACGUGUGUGUACAGUCGUGUUUCCGCCGUGUCUGCUGCUGUUACACUGUUGGCUGUCAGUGAUGAAAGCCACCGCGAGGCCGCUGCCUGUCUUUUCUGUUUGAAUGUUAACACUUCAUUUGUCAACAAUGGGCUGUCGCUUCAUGUGUAACUGUCACUUUCCAUCAAAAUGAUCUCAGUCCCAUUUUUAGCACCUGACAAAGGCUGCAUGGAAGAUUUUCUAAAAGUAGUUUUAAAUCAGGCCAUUAUCUAGUCAAUCAGCAUUAUUUGGUUAUUUACAUAAACUACAAACUGUCAUUAUAAAAGCAUCAGUGACUUCACUAAAUUUCACCGGGACAUAUUUUACAUUUUGACUAACAAUGCAUUGUUAAAGAUUGAUUUUGGGAAAUAUGCUUUUUUGCUCUCCUGCAGAGUUAGGCAAGAAAACGUAUGCAUGUAGCUGGAGCGAGCAGCCACCUAGCUUAGCUUACAACGUAAACAGGGGGACCAUGGUCCAAUUACAAAAUCCACCUCCCAGCUCCCUCUCAAGCUUAAAUCAGGUACAAACAUGAGUGGUGUCGAUAUUAUGCUCUCACUUCUGGGAAGCAAUUGAGUGUAUUUUCCAAACCUCUUUAGUUAUUAUGGAGUCACGCCGGCUUGUGACCACUUACAAAUAGGACCCCUCAUCUUGUUUCCAGUGGAAUUCAUACCAAACAGUGAGUUCCCCUCUGAAAACUUUUGUGGUUUGAUUAAAAUAAUAGUUAGAAUUUGUCAAGGAGCUGCAGCAAGGUCAACAAAGGUAAAAUUGUUGUAUAUUUCACUGAAGAAUGCAACACGGGGAAUACAGACUUGUUAGCAGAAUGUUGUUGUUGUUUUUCUCCAUUAAUUAUCUAACACCCCUCAUAUUUAUCUUCUGAAUUGUGGGAGUUGCCCUGGUCCUCUAGGUUGGGAACCAGUAAACUAUUUUUUGCUGCAAUUGUGAAUUGGUAGGUACUUACUUGAGUAAAUAAUCUGAGUACGUCUUUCACCAGUUGUUAGCACUGGAUAAAAAUAAUUUAAAUGGUACAAACUAAACAGAUUUUGCUUUGAUAUGCAAAAUGUUACAAACUGCUCUCAGGCUCAGUUUGUGAUCGGAAAUGAUUCCCCGUUUUAGCUUUGUUCAGAAUGAAUGUCAGAAACCAGCACAGGAUUUUUUUCAGCGCGUCCCAAGAGACGAUAUCACAGUGCUCAGAGACCAAAUCCCGGCCGCGAGCCGUUUGCCAGCGUCUCACUAAUCCAUAUUUUGCUUGCCCAGUCAUGGAGACACUGAAAAAGAAAGAAGAAGUUGCACCUGAAGUAGAAAAGCCAACAGAAGAAGAGUCUCCAGUUGCAGAUGAAGACGACUCAAAACCCAAACCAAAGGCAUUUGCUCCGGCUAUCGCUGGGCCAAAGAUACCUGAGGGAGAAAAAGUUGACUUUGAUGACAUUCAGAAGAAGCGUCAGGAGAAGGAUCUGGCCGAGCUGCACUCUCUGAUUGAGGCCCACUUCAUUCAGAGGAGUAAGGACGAGGAGGAGCUCAUCACUCUCGUUAACAGGAUCGAGAAGCGCCGUGCUGAGAGGGCUGAAACGCAGAGGAUCCGUGCUGAGGAGGAGAAGGAGAGGCAGGCUCGUGUUGCUGAGGAAAAGGAGCGGAAGGAGCAGGAGGAGGCGCGUAAGAGGCAGGACGGGGAUGCCAAGAAGAAGAAAGCUCUCUCAAACAUGACUCAGCAGUAUGGUGGCGUCCAACAAAGGGAUGGAAAAAGAGGAGCUAAGAAGCUGACGGAGCGAGAGAAGAAAAAGAAGAUUCUGUCAGAGAGGAGGAAGCCACUCAACAUCGACAAUCUCACUGAGGACAAACUGAAGGAGAAGGCCAAUGAGCUGUGGCAUUGGCUCAUGACACUGGAGGCUGAGAAGUACGACCUCGGCGAGAAACUGAGGAGACAUAAAUAUGAUAUCAAUGUGCUCCAGACCCGAGUCACCGAGCAGCAGAAGUUAUCAGUUCCCUCCAGGCUCACAUUCAGGACCACCAGAGAUCUUAAGGGCAAAGGUGCGAAAAGGCAACAAAGGAAUGAUGUGAGAGUGCCAAAGGACGAGGCAAGACCAAAAAGGGACCUAGGUAGAAGGGAACCUCGGCGGUUCUCUGAGCAGACGUCUAAUCAAGGAUGCAGCAAAGUUUACUUUGACAACAGCACUGCAAGAACUGGGUGUUUAACAACAAAGACACUUUUGAGUCUUGUGUGGUCUAUGUUAAGUCAGUGUCCAUACUCAUUAAACCAAAUUACCAAAUUUGUUAUGAUUAACUUCCUGUCGUCAUCAUUUAUGAGCUGCCAACAUAAGUAGAAAUGGAAUGUGGCCGGUGUGGCUCAGUGGACAAGAACACUGACUUUGGUGCAGGAGGUUGAGGAUUCAACAACCACCUCAGGGAGAAUUUACGGCAAGUCUUACGAAGGGAGGACGAGUUUGUAUGCAAUACCCACCUUCACCCAACAGACCUAGAAAUGGAAGGUGAUUAUAACAUUGUUGUGUGGCUCAGUGGACAAUAACACUGACUUUGGUUCUGUAGGUCGUGGGUUCAAGACCAAGUCGUGGAGAAUCUGUGGCAAAGGAGAGCUACACAAAGUGUUUUAAGGUCUUUGGAUGAUUUUGUAUGCAAUACCCACCUUCACCCAACAGAGGUAGAAAGGGAAGACGACGAACAACAUUGCUAUGGCUGGUGUGGCACAAUGAACAAGAACACUGACUUUGGAUCAGUAGGUUCGAGGGUUCAAGACCGACUCGCGGAGGAGUGGUAAGACCGUUUAACGGAGGUG